Vitis riparia (riverbank grape) is the source of this 887-nucleotide messenger RNA. Its product is annotated as ethylene-responsive transcription factor ERF086-like. NCBI's taxonomy places the organism in Eukaryota, Viridiplantae, Streptophyta, Magnoliopsida, Vitales, Vitaceae. The record is from RefSeq and is a predicted model, not a curated record. Gene Ontology annotation, biological process: regulation of DNA-templated transcription. The transcript is spliced from 2 exons. Gene Ontology annotation, molecular function: DNA-binding transcription factor activity; DNA binding. The coding region runs from base 96 to 887 and encodes 263 amino acids.
UGACCUUCUACACUUCCCUUUCCAUCCAUAGCUCCAAUACUUUCUUUUAAAUUUUUUUCUUCACUACACCUUUUAAAGUUUUCAACAAAAUAGCAAUGUCCAGUUCCAAAACCCUGGAUAAACCCUUGAGAGGCUUGGAUCCAAGCCUGGUCCAAGCUGGGUUUUCUCUAAUUCAGAGGAACACAUCCACAACUCAACCCAAUGAGAGAAGAGGAAGGAGAAAGCAGGCGGAACCAGGGAGGUUUCUUGGAGUGAGAAGGCGACCAUGGGGGAGAUAUGCUGCUGAAAUCAGAGACCCCACUACCAAGGAGAGGCACUGGCUGGGUACUUUUGAUACUGCUCAAGAGGCUGCUCUUGCUUAUGAUAGGGCUGCCCUUUCAAUGAAGGGUACCCAAGCAAGAACCAACUUCAUAUACUCUGACAACACUACUUUCCACUCUCUUCUUACUCCUUUUGAUGUUCAAACCCUCUUACCACCAUCACAAUUCCUCACUGCCAACCACACUAAGCAACCUUCCAAUCAUAACACUUCAUGCCACCCUCAUACUUCUCAAAGUGAUCAGACCCCUACCCAAUCCAAUAAUAUUGAGGUGUGUGCUCAAACUUCAUAUGAGACACCACUUAGUAGUAAUAACAAUACUAUUCCUGAUAACUGCUUGAACCCUCCUUCCAGUGCCACUGGUUUGAACCACAAUAACAGCAAUUCCAAUACUUCAAGUGAUCAGAACUUUUGCUCAAAGAGCAUGAAUUUCCCUGAAACUGAGUUACAGUGUGGUGGUAGCAAUACACUUCCUAUAGAUGCUGUUAAUGCAGCUAGCCCUGGAGAUUUUCCAAGCUUUGAUGAACUCAGUGGGGAUUCUGGGGCAAUGAGCAGUCGUGGGAGCUGA